This is a messenger RNA of Neoarthrinium moseri, 1542 nucleotides long. RefSeq lists its product as uncharacterized. Gene Ontology annotation, molecular function: calcium ion binding; hydrolase activity, hydrolyzing O-glycosyl compounds. Gene Ontology annotation, biological process: carbohydrate metabolic process. The transcript has 4 exons. The coding region runs from base 1 to 1542 and encodes 513 amino acids. Lineage: Eukaryota; Fungi; Ascomycota; Sordariomycetes; Amphisphaeriales; Apiosporaceae. The record is from RefSeq and is a predicted model, not a curated record.
AUGGCAGAGGAACAGAAACCCACCCCGGAGAACAUGACCAUGCUGCAAGGCUUUGAAUGGUAUGUGCCGGCAGAUCAGAAACAUUGGGUGCGCCUAGAGAAGCAUGUCCCGCAGCUCAAGCAGUGGGGAGUCGACAACAUUUGGAUCCCCCCAGCAUGCAAGGGCUCGUCCACCUCUGGGAACGGGUACGACAUUUAUGAUCUGUACGACUUGGGCGAGUUCGACCAGAAGGGUGGCGUCGCUACCAAGUGGGGAAGCAAAGACGAUCUUCUAAAGCUCGCUGAGACGGCAAAGAGCAGUGGCGUUGGACUGUAUUUCGACGCCGUCUUGAAUCACAAGUUCGCUGCAGAUCGCAAGGAGAAGUGCCAAGCCGUGGAAGUUGAUGCCGAGGACCGUAACAAGAACAUCAGCGAUCAAUAUGAGAUCGAGGCUUGGGUUGGCUUCAACUUCCCAGGCCGCAAGGACAAGUACAGCAAGAUGAAGUGGCAUUGGUAUCACUUCAGCGGUGUCGACUAUAACGCCGCCAACAACAAGACCGGCAUCUUCAAGAUCAUGGGCGACAAGACGAAGGGCUGGGCAGAUGAUGGUGACGUCGACAGUGAAAAGGGCAACUACGACUUCUUGAUGGGCUCAGACAUUGACUACGAUCACCCAGAGGUUGUAGAGGAUACUCUGAACUGGGGCAAGUGGCUGGCAAAGGAACUUCCCCUGAAGGGCAUUCGGUUCGAUGCUAUCAAGCAUUACAGCGAAGAAUUCCUCCGCCAGUUCAUCACAACGUUGGAUGAGACCUAUGGCCAGGGCUGGUUCUUCGUGGGUGAGUUCUGGAAAGACAGCCUGGACGACAUGACCCGCUACCUGGACCGCAUGAACAAGAAGUUCUCGCUCUUUGAUGCACCGCUGGUCUACAACUUCAGCGAGAUCAGCAAGGGCAACGGUGCCGAUCUCAGAAAGGUGUUUGACAAGACUCUGGUGUCAGUCAUGCCCGUCAACGCUGUUACCCUGGUUAUGAACCAUGACACACAACCGUACCAGGCGCUCGAAGCCCCUAUAGAGGGCUGGUUCAAGCCAUUGGCGUAUACUCUCAUUCUGCUCCGCAACGAGGGCUACCCCUGUUUGUGGUACGGUGAUCUCUAUGGUAUCGACCCCAAGGGUGAACACCCCUUCCCACCCUCGUGCGGCGGUGCCCUCCCAAAGCUUGCCCUUGCCCGGAAGCUGUACGCGUACGGAGAGCAGGCGGAUUACUUUGACUAUGCGACGUGCUUGGGCUGGGUUCGCUACGGCACCUGGGACAGGCGUUUCGGAUGCGCUGUAGUCCUCAGCAAUGCAGGUCCUGGUGAGAAGCGGAUGCACGUCGGAGAGAUGCAUGCUGGUGAGGUGUGGACAGAUGUUCUCGGCUGGUCAGACAGGGAAGUUACUAUCGGCGAGGACGGAUUCGGAGUGUUCGUCUGCGGCGGCACGAGCGUCAGCAUCUUCGUCAACCGAGAGGCGGAAGGCAGAGAGAAGUUCUCGGAAACAUUUAACGACAAAAUUUAUGACGAAUAG